CCCUCUGUGUCGCCAGGGCGAGCGGUAAAUCCACACUGCAAGAGCGGCGGAGAGACGGCGGCAGCAGCAACAGCUCAAAGCUGCUCCGGAGAGCAGCGGUGCGCUCCAGAACCCCCCAGCCUCCCUUUACACACUCACACACACACACACACACACACACUCACACCGAAAGAAAGAGAAAGAGCACUCUUUUAGCCUACUGUACUGCCUUUAAACAAGGGUAGAGUGUCAGAUGCUGGCUGUCUAUCUGUGGAGAAGAGGGGCCCAUGUUUUGGAACACUGAAACACAGAGAAAAGAGAAAAGACGCGUCUGUACCGCUGGAAAACGACCCGCUAAUAGACUGUGGGAGGAGGAGAGUGUGACUGCAACGCACACAGGCGCGCACACACACACGCUAACUGGCGUAUACACACAGUUCGACUUGAGGACGAUCGCCGAAUCCGUCGUCUGACUUAUGGACAGAGGAGGCGGGCGGAUGAUGAGUGAAGAGAAGCCACGCUUCAGUCGUAGGAUGGUGACGCCCGGAGAGCCAUAUGAUCUUGCCGGGAUUCCCAGGGAGUGCCUGUCAGCACCGUUUCGUGCCUGAUGGGUCCAGAGUCAGCUGGUAACGCGGUGUGUAGUAGACUGAUUCCUCCUGAGUGAGGUGGUGGGGUGCUCAUGGCAGCCGUAUGGGGCCUGGGCUGGCUGGGUGUGAGCCUGGCUCUGCUGGCCCUCGCCCCAGUGUGCCCGAGCUGCCCACCACGUUGCGACUGCGUGGCUCAGCUCCGCUCUGUCUCCUGCCAGCGCAAGCGCCUCUCUGGCGUGCCCGAGGGUAUCCCCACAGAGACGCGGCUGCUGGACCUCAGCCGGAACCGGCUGCGCUGGGUGGCACCGGGAGACCUGGCACCGUACCCACGUCUGGAGGAUCUGGACCUAAGCGAGAACUUCAUCUCCACGCUGGAGCCCAAUGCAUUCGCCAGCCUGCAGGCCCUGCGCACACUACAUCUCCGCGCAAACCAACUCAAGCUGGUGCCCAUGGGCGCCUUCGCUCGCCUGUCCAACCUCACCACCCUUGACCUGAGUGAGAACAAGAUUGUAAUCCUGCUGGACUACACUUUUCAGGACCUACACAGCCUCAAACACCUUGAGGUUGGAGACAAUGACUUGGUCUACAUCUCACAUAAGGCUUUCUUGGGGUUGCUGGGUCUGGAGGACCUGACAAUCGAAAGAUGCAAUCUGACUUCUCUCUCUGGCCAAACGUUGUCUUACCUACGCAACUUGGUUACCCUUCGACUGCGCCACCUCAGCAUCUCCGCCCUUGAGGACCAAAACUUCCGCAAGAUGACUGCUUUACGUGGUCUGGAGAUCGACAACUGGCCAUUCCUGGAGUACAUCUCCCCCCUCAGCUUUCAGGGCCUAAACUUGUCCUGGCUGUCCAUCACUUAUACCAACAUUACUGCUGUACCUUCUGCUUCUUUCCGUAACCUGGCCUACCUGACCUCCCUCAACCUGUCCUACAACCCCAUAUCUGUUCUGGAUCCUUGGGCAUUCAAGGAUCUGAUAAGGCUGAAAGAGCUGCACAUGGUCAGCACUAACUUGCAGACCGUGGAGCCACAUGCCCUGGCUGGCUUGAGGCAGAUCCGAGUGCUCAACCUGUCCAACAACGAGCUCGUCACUUUGGAGGAGAGCUCCUUCCAUUCUGUCAACAGCCUUGAGACUUUGCGGGUGGAUGGGAACCCUUUGUCCUGUGACUGCCGGCUUCUCUGGAUCCUGCAACGCAGACGGACCCUGAACUUCGACGGCAAGGUCCCGGUGUGCGCCGGGCCUGCUGAGGUCCAGGGCAACACGCUGAGCAGUUUUACCGAUUCAGCACUGUUUGAUUACUUCACCUGCCAGAAACCCAAAAUCCGCAACCGGAAGCUUCAGCAGUUGACGGUGCGCGAGGGCCAGCCAGUGUCCUUCCUGUGUCGUGCAGAUGGCGAACCGGCACCCGCUAUCAUCUGGAUCUCGCCACAGCGUCGGAGGAUCACGUCAAAAAGCAGUGGCCGGAUCACAGUCCUGCCAAGCGGUACACUGGAGAUCCGCUACGCCCAGGUGGCUGACAGUGGCACAUAUAUCUGCAUCGCCAGCAACGCUGGCGGCAACGACACAUACUUUGCCACGCUGACGGUGAAAGGGCAGCCUCUAGACUCAGCGCCGUUUGUCAACCACUCGCUGUACACGGCAGACUUCAACGACACGGGUCUGAACAGCACCCGUGUCUUCCUCAAGUUCACCCUGGACCUCACCACCAUCCUGGUGUCCACAGCCAUGGGCUGCAUCACCUUCCUGGGUGUGGUACUCUUCUGUUUCCUGCUGUUGUUCGUGUGGAGCCGCGGACGAGGCCAACGCAAGAACAACUUCACAGUCGAGUACUCAUUCAGGAAGACAGAGGGGCCCACCACCAGCGGGACCUCCGGAGGGACCCGCAAGUUCAACAUGAAAAUGAUAUGAAACAACGCAGCCAGGGGUCCCCUGGGGGAGGCAUGAGCACCCAACAUAAACACUCAGCGCAGACUCGCAGAAAACGCGUAGCAAAACUGUGAAAUAAAACCCUGAAGGUCCCAGGUCAAGAUUUAAUCUUAGGAAUUGACAUGAUGAAGCAUACCUUGAUCUCAAUGCCUUUAGAAAGGGAAUUAAUAUCUCUGUGAUGGUACCAAUAUUAUUGUGCGAUGGUACCAUUAUUUUUGUGACACUAAGUCACUUUUUAUAAAUUACUUUAAUAUUUAUUAAUCAUAGAAAAUUAAGCUAAAAAUUAAGUUUCCUUUCCCAACACUAUUUGCAUGGGUAGUUGGUUGCCACUUUUCUAAAAACACAAAAUCCUGUUGUUAACAUACCACAUCCUGUUAUUAAGAUGAUAACUAUUUUGUACAAACUGAACUGCAUCUUAGAGGGACCAAUAGUGGCACCCAAUCCCAAAACCAAUCCUUUUUCCAUCAAUUUAACAUGCAGUAGCUUCAGAACAAUGGCAUAGGUGAACUCCUUACAAAUGCCAGAUAUGAAAAUAAUUGAUGCACCGACAAAGCAUCAGCUAUUUCCUUACCCCUUUUUUUUUUACACCUACCUUAAACAUCAUCCCACAGCUGGAAACAAGGUGCCGAGGCAAGGACCUAAAUAAGACUUCCCUGCUUUGAAUACUAAAAAAGAUUUGGCCACCAUACAGCUUAAGCUUUACCAAUAAACAAAAAGUGAAGCGAUUAAAUCCCGUUGAGUUUGAGAGCUUUGGCAUUCUGUUGUGUCUGCGAUUAUGCGCUGGGUGAGUUGGGGCAAGCACACUGGCCGCAACCCUGCAGGUGCGCUGCUACCACGGCGACGCCGAUGUUUGGUGCUCCCGCAGCAGCACUGCAUCGCAGUGGGUGCAAACUAAUGUGCAACCAGGACCUCAGGGUCUGGUUAGGAAGCCAAGCCUUGGGUACUGGCUGCACCUUCAGUGCAGGCAGAGUGUUUGCACCAGGGUGGUGGAGGGCUGGUAUGAGGGAGGUGACUCUCUCAUAUCCUCUCCCCCCUGGGACUAGACACACGCCCACGACCCACAGGCCUACAUGGGGGGAGGCCGCCUGGGUAUCGGGGCCACUGGAUGUCUCACACACACACACACACACACACACACACACACACACACACACACACACACACACACACACACACACACACACACACACACACACAAGCCAUAUGCAUUCACAGCUCUGUACAACAUUUAUAGCUUUAUUUAUUUACAAUGAUGAGCAAAUGCAUAGUGCUAUGCAGGAAGAGAUGUGAGACAUACACUGAAGAUGUGAGACAUACAUUGAAGAUGUGAGACAUACAUUGAAGCUUCCUCACCACACUGCAGUUUCUCCUGAUUGCAUUUUCAGUUAACUGUAAAAUAAUAGUACCAGAGCUCAUUUUAUUUUUCUAUUAUGCCAUUGUAAAGAUUUUUUGUUUGAUUAACUUUCCUAAUAAUUUAUCGCUUAAUAUGUUAAUUGGAAUGCAUGUUAGGUUCAGAGCUGCUGCUUUAGCAUCACCAUGCACAUCCAUUUUAAUUAUGUUAAUUGGAAUGCAGUUUUAUUUUGCUGGCUCCGGCAGUAAUAGCAUCAGGUGCAAUAAGAGAGAUUAUAGUGUUUAUUGCUAUACUUUGAGAGCAUUUGCUACAUUGAUAAUGUAAUGUAGGAAUGACUUUUCAUAGUCAGUUAGAGAGUUUCUUUUUGAAGUUGGAUUGAAGGAUGGACAAAUUCAAAAAAUCUAAAUGCCCAGAAGCGCAUACUGAUAUAGUGCAUUCAUAACGGUAUUACCAUCAUAUCAUGCCACGAUUUUAAGCCUUUUGAUGACACCAACUGAUUUUAGGUUCAGUGUUAUACAGAAGUAUAUUAUCAUUUAGCAUCUAACCAACAGUUUCUGUGCAUCACAGCAUUGCAGUAUGUUACACAUGCAAGGCAUAUAUGUGAGAGCAUAUUUGGUGAUACCAUUAUCACCACAACUCACUAUGGUUUUUUUCCGACAUUUAUUUGGCGGCCAGUGUACAAAAGUCUCUGCUUCUCCUACCCAGUCCCCCCCACCCCAUUAAACCCCGCCCCCUACACCCCGACUGGGUCUCAGUGAGGGAGGGGUCCCUGGCUGGUGACCACGGAUGUAAAUGAAAAUCAUGACACCCAUCUAGCGUAUGUGUAUUUGACUGUAGAAGGCAUUAACUCUUUAUAUGUUAAGUUUGAUAUGUAUUUUGUACUUACUUUGAAUUUCUUUUGUUUUCGGUUUUCACUGAUGUUUCAUUGCCAGUUGUUAUUCAAAUGUUAUGUUAAAGAAUUAUCUUUUCUCAAUACUGUCACCACAAAAAGAUUUAGAGGUUUGUUGAGAACAAAUUGCAGGUUAAUUAACCGUUCAAGUUAAUCCAAGCAGCCCAAAAGUGAGUCCUUAACGGACCAUGAGUUGGCGGUGCGCUCCCUAAUAGUGUACAGUAAAAUACUCCUCCAUAAAAUAAAUAAAUAAAUAAAUCAUAGUUCUGCUAACUCCGAACAGAAAAUCGAUACAUGCCAAAAGACCUAGCUGGGAGCUAGUGUUGGGAACAGAUUAAGAAACCAAGGAAUCCUGAGUAUAAUGGUGAUUUCUGGCAAACUAAUCACUCUUUUUGGGCCCAGCCCACCUACCUCCAAGUUUCGCUCAUUAUUUAAAACUUAUCUAAGUGUUCUCAGACCUCACCGAGAUCAUCAGCAGAGAGGUAGGUUGGAGUGUGCUUGUCGUGAGUGCAGUCGAUGUUGUUUUUGUGACUCGGUGUCGUUUCGUUCGUUUGGUCGGUCGGUCCGAUUCGUUCUCUAGGUUCGUUAGCGCUUUUAGUUGGCGUUAGGUCUUAGCCGUGCAGUCAGUCACUGUGUUUAGGUGUGGUGUUUAGAAGGAGAGACCCGAGGCCCAGACGGGAUGUGGACUCGUAUCCUCCCGGCGUUACCCAACACCCGUUUAUCCUUGACGCUUCCUCUGUCCAGCAGAGGAUAGAAUUGCUUAUAUGUGGUGAGGAAGAUGUUAUAUCGGAUGCGGACUGUUCUUGCGUUGUAGCUGACAAACAGUAAAAUCUGACAGCUCUGAGGAUUGUGAGGUUUUUUUCCCGUACUGCGUUCCCUUUGAAAUGAUGCAGAUGCGAACUGAAAAAAAAAAAGUCUAAUAUAUUUCAUUCCAGGUGUCUGACCUGUUAAAAGAUAGAUAAAUGUAAUGGGUAGAAGCGUUUCAUAUGACGUUUUGAUGGAGCUGUAUAUUUUUAGGCUUAUUAAAUACAUCCCGUUGAGCCGUUUCACUGCAGUCAGUGCCUCUAUCUUGUCAGCUGCAAGUUUGACAGGACAGACUGGAAUCCCUUUGACCUCCACUCUGUCCUCUUCUCUACUCUGUUUUUCCUGUGUUUUUUUUUCUUUUCCUCUGUGUCUGUCUUUCUUUCUAUUUUAGCUUUCUUUUCGCGUCCCUUCGCGUCUCAGAGGACUGAAGCUCUGACACCUGCCUCCCAGACACACGCUCUACUGCAGUAACUAAAGCUCCGUGGAAAAGAGCGAAGGUGUUUCCACAGUCUCCACUACAACUGCUUCUCUUCAACCAGUGGAGCUUCGCGGCGACAGUUUAAUACUUUCAACGGGAUUAUUGUUAUUACACUGAAAGGAUUUAUCAGAUCGCUGACCUGGUAAAAUGAUUCCUUAGGAGCAAUCCAAAUCUGGAAUGUGGCUGCAGAUAAAUAAGAUUAAAAAAUAUAGUAAAUUAAUUAAUCAAGUAUUCUCUUUACAAAAAGCAAACAAAUAUUUUCCUGCA
Molecule: messenger RNA, 6280 nt
Organism: Electrophorus electricus (electric eel)
Lineage: Eukaryota; Metazoa; Chordata; Actinopteri; Gymnotiformes; Gymnotidae
Gene: lingo3b
Product: leucine rich repeat and Ig domain containing 3b
Cellular component (GO): plasma membrane
Molecular function (GO): protein binding
Source: RefSeq, a predicted model, not a curated record